UCUGACUUCUAUCAUCUCGUUAAUUUAUCAAAAAAAAUAUUUAAAUUUUUAAUUCACUGGUUGAAACAACAAAUAGAAAUGGCAGAGGAUUCCAAUCGUUUUCUAACAUCAUCUUCGGGCGGGGGAUAUACUCAAGCGAAACAAGAACAAUAUACGCUGUACAUGCGUAAACUUCACAAAGAAUUUCUAGAGAUAUGGAACGAAACUCCCGAAACGACUGCGAAAAUAUCAGAUUUCGAGAAAUAUAAAGUUUUAGGUACAGGAGCAUUCGGUGUGGUUUAUUUGGCUAAACAUGUUACCACGGGAAGAUAUUAUGCAAUGAAAAUGCUUGAAAAAGAAAAGAUUGUCAAAUUAAAACAAGUCGAGCAUAGUUUUUACGAAAAGAAAAUAUUGUGUGGUCUCAAUUUCCCCUUCGUCGUGUACAUGAAAUACUUUUUUAAAGACAACGUAUAUCUUUAUUAUAUUCUACCAUUUAUUCCGGGCGGUGAAAUGUUUUCUCAUUUACGUAAAUUGGGAAAAUUCGAAGAGACUACGUCGAAAUUUUACGGCGCUCAAGUUAUUUUAGCUCUAGAAUAUCUUCACGCUUUAGAUUUAGUUUAUCGUGAUUUAAAACCGGAGAACAUAUUGAUUGACCGUCACGGAUACAUUAAGAUAACAGACUUUGGGUUUUGCAAGCUUAUCCACGGUAGAACUUGGACUCUGUGCGGCACGCCAGAGUAUUUAGCUCCGGAAAUUAUUUUAAGUAAGGGUUACGGGUCCACCGUCGACUGGUGGUCAACGGGAGUUUUGCUUUUUGAAAUGAGUGCUGGAUAUCCACCAUUUUUUGCUUCUGAUCCAAUGAGGAUUUACGAAAAAAUAGUCGCAGGGAAAUAUCGAUGCCCCAGCCACUUCACAAUGGAAUUAAAAGACCUUAUAUCUCAUGUCCUUCAAGUCGAUGUUACUAGACGUUAUGGUAAUCUAAAAAACGGAGUUUUAGAUUUUAAAAAUCAUAAAUGGUUUAAGGAAAUCGACUGGGACGCACUUUUAAACAUGCGUCUUCAACCACCGUUUAUACCGAAAGUUAAACAUCCAGGGGACACAACAAACUUUGAAGUUUUCGAAGAAGAAAAAAUUAAGGAAAGUCCAAUUAACUUGUUUGAAGACGAAUUCGCUAACUUUUAAAAUAACUAUGUUACUGUUAACAUAAACUGCUUCUAAGAAUACGACGAAUAGUUAAGUUAGAACGAUAAGAAGUCACAAAGUAUUUUAAGUUACUAUUUAAACUAUGUCUCUGUUAAUUUACCGCAAUUGUUUCACGUAAGAAUUUAAGACAGAAAUUGUUUGAGUUUUUUUAUUUUGUUAACCAAGACAUAGAUAGAACCCUGUGGCCUAUCUUUGUGAUAAUUCGAAUGUCUUAAUGCCUGCGUUUAGACAUGCAUGAAAUAAACCAUUUGUAUCGUCAA
Molecule: messenger RNA, 1442 nt
Organism: Papilio polytes (common Mormon)
Lineage: Eukaryota; Metazoa; Arthropoda; Insecta; Lepidoptera; Papilionidae
Product: cAMP-dependent protein kinase catalytic subunit alpha-like
Exons: 1
Coding region: 79-1161 (360 amino acids)
Biological process (GO): peptidyl-serine phosphorylation
Cellular component (GO): cAMP-dependent protein kinase complex; nucleus
Molecular function (GO): ATP binding; cAMP-dependent protein kinase activity
Source: RefSeq, a predicted model, not a curated record